Molecule: messenger RNA, 1219 nt
Organism: Vitis riparia (riverbank grape)
Lineage: Eukaryota; Viridiplantae; Streptophyta; Magnoliopsida; Vitales; Vitaceae
Product: ubiquitin-conjugating enzyme E2 32
Exons: 5
Coding region: 90-1040 (316 amino acids)
Source: RefSeq, a predicted model, not a curated record
UUUCAUUCCCGUAUCUUAUUGUGUGUGAUCACUCACACAUUCGCGCGCUGCGAUUGAGCUGAUCGGACGGCGGGGAACGGGUCAUCGCCAUGGCAGAGGACAAGUACAAUCUGAAGAACCCAGGCGUGAAGAGAAUUUUACAGGAAGUGAAGGAGAUGCAAUCGAAUCCUUCCGAUGAUUUCAUGAGCCUCCCUCUUGAGGAGAAUAUAUUUGAAUGGCAAUUUGCAAUCAGGGGACCCAGUGAUACUGAAUUUGAGGGAGGCAUCUAUCAUGGACGGAUCCAGUUGCCUGCAGAAUAUCCGUUUCAGCCUCCUUCAUUUAUGUUGUUGACCGUAAAAUAUCUUACCUUAGAAAACUCUAUCAUAUUAACUUGCUUUUUCUUUGUUUUGCCAAAUGGUCGUUUUGAAACCCAAACCAAGAUAUGUUUAAGCAUAUCAAAUCAUCAUCCUGAGCACUGGCAGCCAUCAUGGAGCGUUCGGACUGCUUUGGUAGCAUUAAUUGCAUUCAUGCCUACCAGCCCAAAUGGUGCAUUGGGUUCAUUAGAUUAUAAGAAGGAAGAGAGGCAUGCUCUGGCCAUCAAAUCUCGUGAAGCAGCUCCAAAAUUUGGGACUCCCGAACGUCAGAAGCUCAUUGAUGAGAUUCAUGAAUAUAUGUUAAGCAAGUCACCCCCAGUUCCUCAGCUCAACUCUUCGCAGGCUCCUGAAGAACCCUCCACCAACAGGGAGGGCGAAGGACAGACGAAUCCUCCAAAUGGCAGUGCCAUAGCUGCUGCAGAUGAGCUUUCAGAUCCAAGAGUGGCUGACAGGAUAGUUGAGGAGGAACCACCACAGGUUCCCUUGAAUGCUAAUCCCAGCCCUGUAUCAAGACAGGCUUCAGCAGAGCGACUGCUGCAGAAGCCCGAGCCAAGGGUUCAAAGGCAGGCUGAUGAUCGCUUGCUUACAUGGGCUGCCGUUGGACUUACCAUUGCAAUUAUGGUUCUUCUGCUGAAGAAGUUUUUGAAAUCCAGUGGGCAUGGUGCCGUUUUCAUGGAUGAGUCCUAGUCUCCUAGAUGCCAUGUGGAUUGUGAAUGUUGGCUUGAUGUUUCAUGAAGCAUAUACAGACUCAUAGUUUCUAUGAAGUUUUUCAUCCAACUGGGAACAACUUGUAGUAUAUUACCCAAGAUUUUUCCUAAUGAUGGUAAUAAUAAUAAUAUAAGCCGUAACCUUGUAUGUUUCUUGCA